UCUCCAUUUCUCAUGCGUAUGCGUAGCAAGCCAUCAGCACGAAAACGAACAAAUAAAUCUCUCUCCUCUAUCUCUCUCUCUCUCUCUCUCAAGUCUAAACAGAUCUAUUGCGCUCUCAGCGCCCUGUAUUUGAGCUCUGUUCUGCCAGAAUCUGCCUUCCGAAAACCACUCUCGCCUCACAGCCAUGGUUUCGACGCACAAGCUCAAAUCCGUGGAUUUCUACAGGAAAAUUCCCAGAGAUUUGACAGAGGCAUCGUUAUCGGGAGCUGGAUUAUCCAUUGUAGCUGCCUUUUCCAUGAUAUUCUUAUUUGGAAUGGAACUAAAUAACUAUUUCACUGCAAGUACAUCUACAUCUGUAGUUGUUGACAAGAGUUCUGAUGGGGAAUUCUUGCGCAUCGAAUUUAACUUUAGCUUUCCUGCGCUGUCUUGUGAAUUUGCAUCUGUUGACGUAAGUGACGUCCUGGGAACGAACAGGUUAAAUAUAACAAAAACCAUCCGCAAGUAUCCAAUAAAUUCAGAUUUGAAACCUACAGGCUCUGAGUUUGAUUCGGGGCCAAUUUCAAAAGAUAUAAAGCAUGACGAUGAAGUGGAUGAACAACAUGCUGGAGGUUCUGCUUCAUUAGAUGCACGUAAUUUUGAUAUUGUUGCACAUAAGCACCAAAUCUUGGUUGUCAAUUUCUUUGCUCCUUGGUGCUAUUGGAGUAAUCGCUUGAAACCUUCAUGGGAUAAAGCUGCAAGAAUUAUAAGAGAAAGAUACGACCCAGAAGUGGAUGGCCGCAUUCUCUUGGGAAAGGUUGAUUGCACAGAGGAAGUUGAUUUGUGUAAAAGGCAUCACAUACAAGGGUAUCCAUCUAUCCGCAUUUUUCGUAAAGGAAGUGAUGUUAGGGAUGACCAUGGGCACCAUGAUCAUGAAUCAUACUAUGGAGAUCGAGACACUGAUACCCUGGUGAAAACAAUGGAAGAUUUGGUUGCACCUAUUCAAUUGGAAUCUCAACAGCUGGCUUUGGAGAAUAAAUCCAAUGAUGUGGCUGAAAACUUAAAAAGACCUGCACCAUCAGCGGGAGGAUGUAGAGUUGAAGGAUUCGUGCGUGUUAAGAAGGUUCCCGGGAACCUUGUCAUCUCAGCUCGCUCAGGAGCCCACUCCUUUGAUGCUUCUAAGAUGAACAUGUCGCACAUCAUUUCUCAUCUUUCGUUUGGUAAAAAGAUCUCUCCGGCAGCGAUGAGGGAUAUGAAACGAGUGCUACCUUAUUUGGGGGUAAGCCAUGACAAGUUGAAUGGCCGGGACUAUAUCAUCCACCCGGGUGAUUCAAAUGCAGAUGUUACUAUAGAGCAUUAUCUUCAAGUUGUAAAGACGGAGGUGAUAAUGAGAUCUUACCGUGAACAACUAGUCGAGUACGAGUACACAGCCCACAGUAGUCUUGUACACAGUAUUAAUCUCCCUGUCACAAAAUUCCAUUUUGAACUGUCUCCGAUGCAGGUGUUAAUAACAGAAAAUUCAAAGUCCUUUUCGCAUUUCAUCACGAAUAUCUGUGCCAUUAUCGGUGGUGUUUUCACGGUUGCUGGGAUAUUAGAUUCAAUUCUACAUAACACUAUGAGGUUAGUGAAAAAGGUGGAACUAGGAAAGAAUUUUUGACAGAAAUGUGAAUUAAGCCCUUGUAUCAGGAGAAUUAAAUUUUCCCCAUACCAUUUAGUUCACAACUUUCUUUCUUUUUUUUCUUUUUUUUUUUUGUAGCCAAAUGGAAAUAUUGUUCACAACUUUCUUUCCAAUGCCUUGUAUUUGAGCGGACGAUGAAAAAGGAGACUGUUAGCUAGAACAACUAAUUCUUAUACAGGAAAAAAUCUAGAAAAGCCAUUUAAUUCUUGUAUACAUGCAUCAUAAAAACCAAUUUAUUCCUUUU
Messenger RNA from Rhododendron vialii, 1898 nucleotides. Its product is annotated as protein disulfide isomerase-like 5-4. Lineage: Eukaryota; Viridiplantae; Streptophyta; Magnoliopsida; Ericales; Ericaceae. Gene Ontology annotation, cellular component: endoplasmic reticulum; COPII-coated ER to Golgi transport vesicle. The transcript is spliced from 15 exons. The record is from RefSeq and is a predicted model, not a curated record. Bases 185 to 1633 code for a protein of 482 amino acids.